Messenger RNA from Closterium sp. Yama58-4, 4950 nucleotides. Lineage: Eukaryota; Viridiplantae; Streptophyta; Zygnematophyceae; Desmidiales; Closteriaceae. The record is from the annotation of a GenBank genome assembly.
AUGAGUGCUGUGGGGGGGUGGGAAGCAGCAGGAGAGGGACAAGUGGGGGACGUGGAGACGUUGGGGGAGGCGGAAGCGGGGAGCCGGCGGGCGGAGGAGAGGCUCGAGGCAUUCCAAAGGACAGCGGCGGCUGCCGUGACGGCGGAGGAGGUGGGCGCGCUUGAGCGCGCGUACCAGGCGGAGUGGGCGCGGAGCAUGCGGGAGAGCGAGGCGCGACAGGCGCGACUUCUGGACGAGCUGGUGGGCGCGCGCAUGGCGCUGGCGGAGAGAGAGGAGGCGCUGGAGCGCGCGCGAGAGAGAGUCGCGGGGGGGGAAGCGGCGGAGAGCAAGGGCCGGGAGGAGGAAGGCGGAGAAGAGGCAGGGAAGGGGAAGGACGGGGCGGUAGGUAAGGGGAGUCGGGCAGGGGGCAAGGUGAAGGGGAGGAAGGGGAAGGGCGCGGCAGGGGCAGGGGGGGACGAGGGGGCAGGCAGCGUGCGCGCGUGCAGGCGGGCCGUGGAGGCGGCGCAGCGGCGCGCUGACGAGGCGGCGGCGGCAGUGGUGGCAGCAGGGCAGCAGGCGGAGGGGUGGCUGGCGCUCAUGUGGGAGGCACUGGGGGAGGCGAAGAGGAGGGUCCAUGGGGAGGUGGCAGGGGGCGCGAGCGCGGAGGGGGAGGGUGGCGAGGGGGAAGCGGGGAGGGGAGUGGCGGCGAUGGGGGGUGCGAUGGCGGUGGCGGGCAGGGACGUGCGCGAGUGCCUUGACCACCCCGGUCGGGUGCCUGCUGUGCUGCUCCGGUCGCUCAGACGCGCCGUGGGGGGUGGAGACCCCGCCGCCCCCACUGCGGCGGCUGCUGCUGGUGGUGAUGCUGGGCAGGGGGCGGAGGAGGCAGGGACAGAAGGGGCAGGGGGCGAGGGGGGCGUGAAGGCACUGAGUGCGGCGGAGGAGGCAGCAGCGCAUGCUCAGGUGCUGGCGUGGCACAAGUGGGCGGCGGAACAGCGGGCGGCGGCAAAGAAGCAGAUUGUGAGCAGCCGAGGCAAGGCCAAGGCGUUUGCUGCUGACAAGCAGGUCACCGCGUGCACGCCCUCUCGCAAAUCUUCCUUUCUCAUUUCCCCCCUGCCCUGCGCCCAACGCCAUGCUCCCCCAUGCGGCACGCGCAUGCAGGCGGAGGUGCUGGCAGCGCGCGACCGGGUGAUGGGGGAGGCCACGCUCAACACCGCCGUCACCUCGCCGCUGCUGGGCGGAGGGCCUGAGGGGCGGUGGGAGCUCACAGCAGCGGGGCUGUGGGAGGCGCUGUCGCACUCGCUGCUGUCGUCCGUCUCGCUGCGCCACGACCGCCGUGCCGCCCUGCUGCGCCUCAAGGCCGACCCGCGCCUCUUCUUCGUCGACCUCUCCGCGUGGGACAGCUGGCGCCACGCCACUGGCGGCACGGACGAGCUGCUGCUGCGCCUGCGGGCGGCGGGCGUGCCGACGCGCGUGGAGGUGAUGUGGGUGCCGGUGAGGGAGUGGGACCCCGCCUCGCUCUACACGCUGCCGGCGCGUGUGGUGGGGCACGCGGCGCACUCGCUGUCCUCAGCAGGGCCGGUGCGGGUGGCGCUGCAGUGGUACGUGGGCACGGCGGGCGAGGCGGCGGAGGAGACGUUUUUCCGCUUCGUGUGGCCGGCCAUGCCGCGCGCGCUCAAGGCGCUGCUGAAGCUGGACUACUCCGAGGGCGCGGCGGCGGGCGACGUGGUGGCGCUGGAGCGCAUGGGGUGGCUGGCCGCCGCUGAGAGGCGCUUCGCGAAGCGCAGCAGCAUGGCGGGCAGGUGGGCGUGGUGGCUCGUGCUGCCCGCCAAGGCCGCUGUCGCGCUCUUCCCCCUGCGCUGGGCCGCCCUCCCCGCCGCUGCCCUGGCGCAGCGCCUGCUGGUGGGCGCACCGGGGCCGGAGAGUGAGACGGCGUACAAGACACGGCUGGGGAAGGAGCUGCUGCGGCGCGUGGGCAAGCAGGAGGAGGACGAGGAGAAGGCGAAGAAGGAGAAGAAGGUCAAGGACUCCAUCCGAGAGGCCUUCGACCGCAUGAAGCGAGUGCGGAGGCCGGCGGUGCGGCUGAGUGAUUUCGCGGGGAUGGAUGCGGUGAAGGAGGAGGUGCAGGAGGUGAUCACCUUCCUGCGCGACCCCUCCUCCUUCCAACGCCUCGGCGCCCGCCCACCCCGGGGCGUGCUGAUAACGGGGGGCUCGGGCGUGGGCAAGAGCAGCUUGGCGCUGGCGAUAGCGGCGGAGGCGAGGGUGCCGGUGGUGGACAUCAAGUCCAGCGAUGUCGACCCGGGGGGGUUCGUCGGCCAGGGCGCCGCCAACGUGCGCGAGCUCUUCAAGAUGGCCAGGGACAUGGCGCCCAUGCUGAUCCUGAUGGAGGACUUUGAGGAGAUAGGCGGGGUGCGCGGGGCGGCCAUGGACACGCGCCUGCAGGACAAGGAGGCCAUCAUCAACCAGCUGCUCGUUGAACUCGAUGGGUUUGAGACACAGGAGGGCGUGGUGCUGCUGGCAAUCACUGACAAUCCAGCUGCUGUGGACCCAGCGCUGCGCAGGCCGGGGCGCAUGGACCGGGUGAUCGAGGUGCCGCUGCCGACGGCGGGCGAGAGGGAGAAGAUUCUGCGCCGCGCCGCCGCCGCCUCCAUGGACCCCCGCUUCCUUGACGCCGUUGACUGGCGCUUCGUGGCGGAGCAGACGGGGGGCCUGAAGCCGACGGACCUGAGGGGCAUGCCGCGGCGCAUCCUGCUGGCCGCUGGCACUGACAAGUUCUGUGAUGAGGACGAGCUGGCGGGCACUCUCAGCAUGCUGGAGCUGUACCACUGGGUGGUGCCUGCGCUGCUGCGGCGCGUGCCGGUGCUGCAGCGGUGGGAGAGCGGCGUGGUGGAGCGGCUGGGGCUGGAGCUGACCGCGGGGGACGUGCAGCGAGUGGUGGCGGACAUUGACUUCUCCUCGCUCACCCACCUCGGCAUGGACCUCACCCUCCCCGACACCGCCAAGCACCUGCUCGCCCACUUGUCACUGCACCUGCUCGCCCACUUGUCACUGCACCUGCUCGCCCACUUGUCACUGCACCUGCUCGCCCACUUUGUCACUGCACCUGCUCGCCCACUUGUCACUGCACCUGCUCGCCCACUUGUCACUGCACCUGCUCGCCCACUUGUCACUGCAGCACCUGCUCGCCCACUUGUCACUGCAGCACCUGCUCGCCCACUUGUCACUGCACCUGCUCGCCCACUUGUCACUGCACCUGCUCGCCCACUUGUCACUGCACCUGCUCCCCCGCUUGUCACUGCACCUGCUCGCCCACUUGUCACUGCAGCACCUGCUCGCCCACUUGUCACUGCACCUGCUCGCCCACUUGUCACUGCACCUGCUCGCCCACUUGUCACUGCACCUGCUCGCCCACUUGUCACUGCACCUGCUCGCCCACUUGUCACUGCACCUGCUCGCCCACUUGUCACUGCACCUGCUCCCCCGCUUGUCACUGCACCUGCUCCCCCGCUUGUCACUGCACCUGCUCGCCCACUUGUCACUGCAGCACCUGCUCGCCCACUUGUCACUGCACCUGCUCGCCCACUUGUCACUGCACCUGCUCGCCCACUUGUCACUGCACCUGCUCGCCCACUUGUCACUGCACCUGCUCGCCCACUUGUCACUGCACCUGCUCCCCCGCUUGUCACUGCACCUGCUCCCCCGCUUGUCACUGCACCUGCUCCCCCGCUUGUCACUGCACCUGCUCCCCCGCUUGUCACUGCACCUGCUCCCCGCUUGUCACUGCACCUGCUCCCCCGCUUGUCAUUGCGCCUGCGACCAAACUUGGCACCUCCCCUUCUUGCCUCAAGUUGCACCUCCCCUUCUUGCCUCAAGUUGCACCUCCCCUUCUUGCCUCAAGUUGCACCUCCCCUUCUUGCCUCAAGUUGCACCUCCCCUUCUUGCCUCAAGUUGCACCUCCCCUUCUUGCCUCAAGUUGCACCUCCCCUUCAUUGCUCCACUUCUUCCGCAUGCGGUGUGGGCAGCAGGGAGGUGCUGGCGGCGCUGCUGCCGAGCUUUGACCGCGUCGACAACAUCUGGCUCAACCCCAACAGCUGGGAGGUGCGCACUGCCACGGGCGGCAGGUGGGAGGUGUGCAUGGGGCAAGCGGGUGAGAGGUGUGCAUGGGGCAAGCGGGUGAGAGGUGUGCAUGGGGCAAGCAGGUGGGAGGUGUGCAUGGGGCAAGCAGGUGGGAGGUGUGCAUGGGGCAAGCAGGUGAGAGGUGUGCAUGGGGCAAGCAGGUGGGAGGUGUGCAUGGGGCAAGCGGGUGAGAGGUGUGCAUGGGCCAAGCAGGGCGUGGGGUUCACGCGCUUCACGCGUGCCGCCGACGGCUCGCUGGGCGGGGCGGACGGCGGUGCGGAGGCGGGGGGCGGCGUCGUGGUGAGUCGCGCGUACACGGAGCAGAGCCUGGUGGCGCUCUUCGGCUCGCACAUCGCCGCCGCGCUGCUGCUGCCCUGGGGGCACUCCAACAACCUCGCCACCCCGCAGCUGCAGCAGGCCUACCAGCUGGCGGAGCGCAUGGUCAUGGAGUGGGGCUGGGGACCCGACGACUCUCCAUUCAUCUUCCAAACCCACACUGCGCACAAGAGUCUGGCGUUGGGGCGAAGGCAGGAGGCGGAGCUGAAGCAAAGGGUGCAGCAGCUGCACGAUGCGGCGUUUGAGCGCGCGCACGCGCUGCUGGCGCGCAACCGGCGCACGCUGCAGGCCGUGGUGGACGCCCUCUGCACGCACGACGCCGUCGACCGCCAGGAACUGCUGCGCAUCAUGGCAGACACAUCAGCCGUGCCGGAGAACGAGCCAUUUGAGCUUUUCCCUUACAGCCACCCCACGCACAGGGCUGGCAUACACUUAGCUGCACGUACACAGGCCGGCAGGCUUGCUGCACUCAGCACCAACCUGCCCCAAGGAAUUCUGCCUGCGGAGGCAUCUGCCAAGUGA